This is a messenger RNA of Penicillium samsonianum, 735 nucleotides long. RefSeq lists its product as uncharacterized. The transcript has 3 exons. Lineage: Eukaryota; Fungi; Ascomycota; Eurotiomycetes; Eurotiales; Aspergillaceae. The coding region runs from base 1 to 735 and encodes 244 amino acids. The record is from RefSeq and is a predicted model, not a curated record. Gene Ontology annotation, cellular component: nucleus; cytoplasm.
AUGCCCGACAGGGUGCUCAAAAUCCUCAUGCUACAUGGGCAUGGACAAUCCGCCCAGAUUUUUGAGCCCAAAACAAGGUAUAUCAGAAAGGCAUUCCACACAUUUGCUGGUGACAGAGACAUCACCUUCGAGUUUCAAUACUUGUCAGGCAUACUCCCAGCCUACCCCGAUAUGGAUGAAGACAACGACCGAUGGGUCUGGGGAUAUGGUGAUCCUAGUGAUGGUGAGAUCAAAAGAAUUGACCUAUCAAUUAAACAUAUACUCGACACUCUCGAUCGUGAUGGUCCUUUCGUGGGCAUUGUCGGGUUCUCGUCUGGCGCUGCUAUGGCAGCGAUCAUCACAUCCCUACUGGAGAAAAGGCGCAAUAUUUGCGACAUUACUUGGAAGGCGCGUCAUCCCAGUCUCAGCUUUUCUGUCUGUCUCAGCGGGUUCACAUUAGGACCACUGUACCGGCAGGUCUACACUCCGCUGAUUGCUACGCCGACGUUCAUCGCGGUUGGAUCCCAUGAUCCAGUGAUUUUACCUGCUCAGACCCGGAAUCUUGCAGGUCAAUGCCAGAAUGCAAAGAUUUUCGAGUUUCCAGGAAUCCACUAUGUCCCGCAGAUUAAAGAAUUUCCGCGGUUUUGCAUAUCCCUCACCCAAUUUCUGGAUGAUGUGCUGGAUCCUCCACGAAUGGAGCCACCAGCAUCAUUGGCAGAUGACACCGUGCAGCCUUCUAGGCCGGAAAGAAUCUGA